UCCGUGGGCCAAAUCAAAUUGUUGGGUCUACUAAUUAGGCCAAUGAGGGCCGUAUAAAGGCCCAUUAUGCAGUAUUUAGAGGGCCGGCCAGUCCAAGUCAAACGGCGAUCCGUCUCCAAGCGCUCACCAUGCGAUCGUUCGAACUCCUCCGCCGACCCCCGCCCACCGCCUCCCCCUCGCGUACCGAUCUCCCGUGGCUCCCUACCUUGUCCCGCCGGAACCCGCGCUCUCCGGGCGAAGCCGGCAAGCCCUCACAUUUCCUGUCCAACGCCGCCGUCCUCCGCGCCGUCAAGGCCGCAGGUGCCAUCCCUCGGCAGAUCCUCUCCGUCUAUUCGGCCGCUGCCGGACAGCCUGGCUUCCGCCACGACCUCCCCACUUACCAGGCCCUGACAUACGCCCUCGCCCUCCGCCGCCGGUUUCGCGCCGUGGAGCUCCUACUCGCCCGCAUGCCCCGCGACGGCCUCCGCCCCGGUCCCGCCCUGGUCCUCCCCCUCCUCCGCGCGUACUCCGCUGCUGGACGACCCCCUGACGCGCUCCUCCGCUCCUGCCCCUUGCCGCUGAGCGACCGGCUCUUCUCCGCCCUCAUCCAAGAUCUCCUCCGCUCUGAUGACCUCGAUAUCGCCGGGUCUCUCCUCCUCUCCGGCGCUAAUCUAGGGUUUCCACUUAAGUCCCGGCACUACUCCGGUCUCGUCAGAGCCCACUGCGACCGCGGCGCCGUCUGGUCGGCGAUCGAGUUUCUGGAUCUGCUGGCGACGAGAGGGUCCGUCCCCGAUGUGUUCUUCUACGGAUCGUUGAUCCGCGACAUCUGCCGCGCCGGCGGCAGCGACGCGGUGGAUGCCGCUUUCGAGGUGGUGGACCAGAUGAAGCGAAACGGGCGGGAGCCGGACGUGGUGAUAUGGAACACGCUCGUGCACGGUUGUGCGAAGGCCGGUCAGUGGGGCAGGGCAGAGGGGGUAGUGGCGGAGAUGGAGCGCAAGGGCAGCGGGGCGGCGGCCACCGAUGCCGGUACCUACAAUGCCCUCAUUUCGGCCAUCCCUCACCGUCAGAUGGUCCAAGAUGGGAUCUUGGCUUUCCGUCGCAUGAUGGAGAAGGGGGUCUCGCCCGACGUGGUCACAUUCUCGAUGCUCAUCGGUGGAUUGGGAAGGGCAGGGAGGGUGUGGGAAUGCAACACUCUCUUGGGAAAGAUGGUGAGGCUGGGAAUUCCACCGGACAUUGCCUGUUACAAGAUUCUACUGGGUGUGUACAGAAGCAACGCCAUGAGCGAUGAUGCCUCUGCAGGGCUACUGUGGAUCAAAGUGAGUGAGGAAGCGAUGGCGGCACUGAGGACAGGAAAGAGAUGGAAGAUAGAAAAUAAGGUGAUGGGAUUGUAGCUUUAGUACAAUUGAUGGUGAUCUGCAUGGAUCUCUAGUGGAAGAUGCAGUGCCACAUGCAGCGGAAAGGAUGCUCGUUGAUGCUUUGGAAAGGAGGAGGAUGAACGAUGGUGUGUAAGUGAUGCAACACUCCAUCGUUGAGCUCAUGUUUUGUAAUCUGUCAUGUUUCCUGCCAUACGAGGGGCACAUUCUGCACGGUAUACUCGAGCUGGUUUAAAGAUCUCAAAAGAAUGAUGGAGAUCAUGUUGUACCCCAAGGAAGAAAGGAGAGUAGGAUUGUGUCACGCUACUUGGCGUCCAAUCCAAGCUAGAUUGGGAGGAGGAAAGAAUCUUGAUGACCGACACGCAUUAUGAAGCAAAGUAUUUAUUAUCUUACUACGAUGUUGUCGAACUCUUCAAGUCAAAGUAAAGUUAAAUGCAGAAAUAGAAGCCUUUUUUUGGUUUUUUUUAUUAUUUAUUUUUAUGGCCAGGGAUUUGAUUGAAUCGCUUUAAUAUUUGUGCGGUAUGAUGAUGCUUCCAUGAGCCGUUUCACUUUCUGCAGCCACUCCAUGGUGGCGUGGGGGAGAUCGCUUUGCUUUGCUCUGUUAUAUGUAUGGAUGCGAUACAAGCAUGGCAUGGUACCAAAAUGGCGGACGCUGUGGGCAAGGCAUUCCUGGUUCUCAUGGUCCUCCUCUCGUCCUUCCUCCUCCCCUCCUCCUGUGACCGCAUUGAGACCACCAGCUUCUCCAAAGGAGUACACGCUAAGCUGAAGGAGAAGGUGAGCCACCUCCACUUCUACUUCCACGACGUCGUCAGUGGAAGUAACGUGACGGCGGUGGCUGUGGCCAGGCCACCGAAUGCGCAGCCGCCGACCUCAUUCGGGUUGGUCAUGGUCAUGGACGACCUGCUCACGGAGGGGCCGGAGCCCACGUCGAGGCCGGUCGGGCGGGCGCAGGGGCUGUACGCGGCCGCCGGGCUCCAGGAGAUGGGCUUCCUCCAGGCCAUGAACCUGGUGUUCGUGGGCGGCAAGUACGACGGCAGCGUGCUCACCGUCCUCGGCCGCAACGCGCCGUUGCACGCCGUGCGGGAGAUGCCGGUGGUGGGCGGCAGCGGGCUGUUCCGCUUCGCCCGCGGUUACGCCGUCGCCCGCACCCACAGGCUCGACAUGAGCACCGGGAACGCCAUCGUCGAAUACGACGUCUACGUCAUGCAUUACUGAGCAACCACGGCGUCAUGUUUCGUUUGUGUCGGCGAUCGUUGAGUCAUCAUUCUUCUGUCUGCUUCGGUUAUCAUUUCGACUGCUACAGCACAUUCACCAAAUAAAGUGGGCGUCAGUCAUUAU
Messenger RNA from Musa acuminata subsp. malaccensis (wild Malaysian banana), 2690 nucleotides. Its product is annotated as pentatricopeptide repeat-containing protein At5g39710-like. Gene Ontology annotation, molecular function: protein binding. The record is from RefSeq and is a predicted model, not a curated record. NCBI's taxonomy places the organism in Eukaryota, Viridiplantae, Streptophyta, Magnoliopsida, Zingiberales, Musaceae.